Messenger RNA from Uloborus diversus, 920 nucleotides. RefSeq lists its product as uncharacterized. Gene Ontology annotation, molecular function: protein binding. The transcript has 10 exons. The record is from RefSeq and is a predicted model, not a curated record. Lineage: Eukaryota; Metazoa; Arthropoda; Arachnida; Araneae; Uloboridae. Bases 216 to 920 code for a protein of 234 amino acids.
UAUUGAACGAACUUUUGGAAAAAAUAAGGAGAAAAGAAGAUAUAAUAAAUUUGACAGCUGCUCUUCUCGAAGCUCAAAAAGCCAUUCCAGAAAAAACAAGAGUUUCAAGCAACGAGAAAGAUUUAUUAGCCUUGCAGGAUUCUAAAAUAACUGGUGAACUUAAAAAAGGAGUAUCUGAAGACCUUCCAAUUCCUAUUGCAAACUCAACUACAGAAAUGCAUCUGAAAAAAUCUGAAAAUGACGAGGAUGCUGGAGCAGAUGAAUCAUUUAUGGAUGAAACCGUAGAUUACAUGGAGCCUGCAGAAGUGCAAGUUGUAGUUGAUGGCAUUAACUCAGACAUUCUAAAACUGGCAGAAUUGAAUGGCUGUAGUUACUAUCUUGAUGAAAAAAAUUGGCAAAUUAAGAAAUCUGAAAAAAAUGAAACUGUAACAUCUGCUUCUGAAAGGGGUGAAAAAAUAGGGGAUGAAAAAAUGGACAAGGAAGGAAAAGAACAAAUAGACAAAGAAAAGGACAAAGAAAUAGGCAAGAAAGGGAAUGAAAUCAUCAAGAAAAAAGGAGAUAAAAAAAUGGACAAGAUAGGGGAUGAAGAAAUUGACAAGGAAGGGGAUGAAGAAAUUGACAAGGAAGAGGAUGACCAAUUUGACAUUAGGAGCAAAUUCCGUGUGUAUCUGGUCCCUGAAGAUAACUUGCAGGAAGGUGUAAAGCAUUUGCAGGAGGGAGAUUACUCACAAGCUUUGAAUAUUUUUAAGAAAGAGAUAUUGAUUUAUUCUGAAGAGUAUGUACUGAGAAGUAAAUUGCAUUUUAAGAAUCACAACCUGCAAUGCUGUAUAGCUGAUUUAAAAGUGGCUAUUCAAAUUGAACCUUUCAGCAAACUAGUGUGUAGCUGGUUGAAAUUUCUCUAUAAUAAAUCAAAAAGGUAA